Messenger RNA from Symbiodinium pilosum, 588 nucleotides. The record is from the annotation of a GenBank genome assembly. NCBI's taxonomy places the organism in Eukaryota, Dinophyceae, Suessiales, Symbiodiniaceae.
AUGGCGCGCCGCUUUGCAGGUGUUUGGCUGGGAUGCUGGGGUCUUUGCGCUUCGUGCAGCUUUGCCUUUGCUGGCUUGGAUCUGCUCUGCUCAGCUAGCGCACCCCAGAGAACCCGCAGCAUGCAGCGAGAUGCUGUAGGCCAUUUCCCAGCACGCGAAACCUUUGAGGUCCCUGCACCACCCCGACAAGCUCUCUUGGAGAGACUAGAGGCAGAGCUGCCAACCUCCAAUGUCGAAGAGCACACGGAAGAGGUGCGGCUGCUACGAGACCAAACCGCUUUGCUGGCCCAGGAGCUCAGGUUGCUGCGGGAAGUUCUGCAAGAUGGAUCGCUUUUGUCGCACCUCGAGGAUUUCAUCGGCACAAACGAGGUAGAACUUGCUGAGCCAGAGGAUCCUAAGCCUCAGCCGGCCGAGCCGGCUAAGGCUGGAUCGGAGUCCCGGUUGGGAAUCCGCUUCCAAGACCUGCAUGGAGGCCCAGGGUUUCGACAACCCGAAGCUGUGGAGUCGUUAGCCCAUCUCUCGGCCCGGGUCAUCGAGCGGCGACGCCAGGGCGAGCUCCCUCUUGGACAGGUGCCCAGUAUUGGCUGA